Molecule: messenger RNA, 2403 nt
Organism: Cadophora gregata
Lineage: Eukaryota; Fungi; Ascomycota; Leotiomycetes; Helotiales; Ploettnerulaceae
Exons: 3
Coding region: 1266-2327 (353 amino acids)
Source: RefSeq, a predicted model, not a curated record
GCUUUUGUUUUUGGAGUAGGCUGUUUCUUUCUGGCAUGAACUUUAGGGAGAGUUCCACGGCUCUCGUCGUCUUCCCACCAUAUUCUACCCGGUUUGAAGUGAGGUUGCUCAAAUAAGUUUCCCAGAGAAGACGGAGCAUUAAAAUGGAGGGGUCGAUACAAACGUGAGUUUACCAUAAGCCGAAUUGAAAUAUGGCGCCUCGAACCGAUGUCCAAGUCCGUCUCCAAUUUAAGAUCAAAAAUGGAUGAAGAGCCCCCAAUCGUCCGUCGCUUGAGCUGAAGGUCGACUAUGUGAGGUGUAGGACAAUCACAUGUCCAAUAACUUUGCAGAGCAGAAUGCAAGCUACUUGCGUGUUGUCUGAUGCUUUCGAAUACGCUUCCCCAAGUCAAUCGGGCUGUUCAAAGCUCGUGAGGUUGGAGUCCAGGCUCACCUUGCCAUUCUUCGAGGAGAGAAUAUCUUGCAUCUCUAUUAUGACCUCAUUCAAAGACCUGGUCGUGCUCAUAUAUAUAGCGUAUGAUGAUCCAAGUCGACUCCGCAGCAAGUCGGCAAGUUUUCCUCGCUGCCUUCCAUAGUGGUCCAGGUCUGAUUGCCCGGUCACGAAACCUUGAACCUCUACUUGUGACAUAUCUGUAGAAUCCAGGAAGCGUUCUAGCAUUUGGCCGUACAACUGCUUCUCGAUGUCAAUGGAAUUUACGAAACCAAUGAACUCAGUUCGUAAGCGUUUCCAAUCUGGUAGAUUCUCGAAGCCUUGUUUAUAGUCCUCGGCGGUGGAGCUGAGGAGGGAGAACCCUUCCAACACAAGUUGGAUCUCCUCGAGGUCGGACAUAGCGAAGGCAAGCUUUGAAAAUCCAAUGCGAUGAUGACAAGACGUAAAAUAUCCUGAUGUCCACAACGACCUCUCAGCCACCUUCUGCACACUUGUCUGGGUAUUUGUUUGUCAGCUCAGCAAUGCCACCAAUGGCAACGUUGCUGUUGCCGCCCAGCUGUCAUGCAGGAGCGAUGCCAAUCUCUGACCAGUAGAUGCGCAUCAACUUGAUUGUAUGAAUUUACGUCGUUGUCUUUGGAAACACACGGAAAAGUCGUCGUCAAGUGAAACUAUACGAAACUUUGGGCUCGUUAUCUAUGUCUGGCCCAGAUUCUUUCUGCAACACUACUUCAGGCUCUUCUCGAGUCUGUCUGCAGGGCUCUAGUAAGACAGAAUAACGAGGUCCAAAUCACCACCAUCAACGCCAAAGUAGCUUCGCAAACACGGCGGCAAUCACAGCAUGUCAGCUACAGCUGGCCAUUGGGGCACAGAUCAUACCUCGCCCAUAUCAAGCCUUUCCCGCGAUUGUAUAAACUGUUAUCAGAAUCUCUACAAUGCCCUAGGCAACUCAACCCCUGAACAAGCGACCGUGAUAGGGUUCAAUCGCGACAUCUCGAGCGCCUUGAUCUCGGAAUGCCACUCAACAUUCAAAUCGUGGGCCUCAGAUAUCGAUGCAGUAGAAAUGACACACUUGAGAAUGUCCCUUGAUACUCGGUCAAAGAGAGCUGCAGAGAUUCGUGAUCGAUGCUUGACGAUAUUGAGAGACUUGAGAAAUUCUCUUGAGACAGCUGUGAACAUUGUUUAUGCUAUUGCUCCAAAUGAGACAUGGUCUGUCGGUACUUGGAGCAAUGCGGGCACCUGCGGAGUCUUCAAGAAGAACCAAGAGAGCUCAGAGACGUCAGAGCUGGAUGAGCUUUUCGCCGCCAUAAAAGACGCCAACCGAAAUCUGAUAAAAGUAUCUUUGGUCAUUCGCACUUCUCCAAUUCGCGAUGACUACUCGAAAGCAGUCUCACGGUACCAUCUUGACCCUUACUGGGAUAUUAGCUACGUAAGAGAGAAGUGCGUCAGCAUGCGCAGCCAAUGCCUGAAGUCCAGUAACAAUUGCUCAGGGGAAUGGCUGAUUGAAAGAUUGGGAACAGCGAAUUCAAGGAGGCGUCAAUAUCUGAUGUAUCAACGAGCGCACAAUGACAAGUUCUCUGGAUUUGAGGAUGAAACUUCAGAAGAGCCGUCACCUCGCGACGAGAGCGAAACCUUCACUAGCUCCUUUACUUCUGCUAAACGAGCGACCCCAAUCAUGGUAGCCGCCCAGGCCUUCAAUGAAAAGGACCAUUAUGGGGACCAAGGCUCGUCCGAGAUACAGAUAUCAGAGGUCGCUACAAUGGGAGGCCAGGCCAACGAGCUCAAAAUGCCAGCUCCGCCUAAUGAGGCAUUCAAGGGUAUUCCUUUCGAAUACGGUCACCCUUUCAGAUGCCCAUAUUGCUAUACCGAAAGUGUGGUUAGAAACAAGAGAGCUUGGAAGUAAUUUUCAUAAUACGCUGCAUAUUUGGAUUUAGCCUAAUUACAUCUAGUAAACAUGUUCUACGAGAUUUGAAGCCCUA